Lasiodiplodia theobromae is the source of this 951-nucleotide messenger RNA. Its product is annotated as Dihydrodipicolinate synthetase. Gene Ontology annotation, molecular function: 4-hydroxy-tetrahydrodipicolinate synthase activity. Lineage: Eukaryota; Fungi; Ascomycota; Dothideomycetes; Botryosphaeriales; Botryosphaeriaceae. The coding region runs from base 1 to 951 and encodes 316 amino acids. The transcript is spliced from 2 exons. The record is from RefSeq and is a predicted model, not a curated record.
AUGGUUGCAGCAAAGGUCCCGCCGAGCGGCAUUUGGGCUCCCGCCAUCACCUUCUUCGACAAUGACCAGCUCACUCUCGAGGCGCAAGCCAAAUACUACUCCUACCUCGCACAGACCGGCCUGGCGGGCCUAGUCAUCAUGGGCACAAACGGAGAGACAUUCCUGCUGACGGCGCAGGAGCGGGCGACGCUCAUCGCCACAGCGCGCAAGGCGGUCGGGCCCGACUUCCCCAUAAUGGCCGGGUGCGGCGCGCACAGCACGGCGCAGGUGCUGGGCCACAUCGAGGACGCCGCGGCGGCGGGGGCCGACUACGCGCUGGUGCUGCCGCCGGGCUACUUCGGCAAGGCGACGACGCCGGCCGUGGUGGAGCGCUUCUUCGACACGGUGGCCGAGAAGUCGCGGCUGCCCGUCGUCAUCUACAACUUCCCGGCCGUCACCAACGGCAUCGACCUGGACAGCGACCUCAUCACGCGCCUGGCCCAGCGCCACCCGACCAAGAUCGUCGGCGUCAAGCUGACGUGCGGCAGCGUCGCCAAGGUGGUGCGCCUGAGCGCCGCGCUGCCCGCCGACCAGUUCGCCACGUUCGGCGGCCAGAGCGACUUCCUGCUGGGCGCGCUCGCGUCGGGCGCCGCCGGCUGCAUCGCCGCCUUCGCCAACAUCGCGCCCCGCACCAUCGUGCGCAUCUACGACCUGUGGAAGGCGGGCAAGGCCGACGAGGCGCUCGAGCUGCACAAGAAGGCUGCUCUGGCUGAGAACCCGUGCAAGGCCGGCAUCGCGACCGUCAAGUUCGUCGCCGCGCACUACACGGCUAAGAGGGCGGGCAUUGAGGGCGCGGACAAGCUGGCUGUGCCCAGGGAGCCAUAUGUCGCGCCGGCUGAGGGUGCGAAGACGGCGACGUUGGGUGCGUUGGCGGAGAUACAGCAGAUCGAGGAGAGCCUGGGAAAGGCGUAG